Messenger RNA from Dimorphilus gyrociliatus, 2923 nucleotides. The record is from the annotation of a GenBank genome assembly. NCBI's taxonomy places the organism in Eukaryota, Metazoa, Annelida, Polychaeta, Dinophilidae.
AAUGAUUGAAGACGCAGACGUAGACAUUAUUUUUGGAACUGUUUGUUCAACAGUUACUGGUAUUUCAUCAAUUUAUGCCGGCUAUAGAAAUGUAACAAUUUUCACCGUCUCUUCCGCCGACCCCCUACUGGACGAUAAGAGUAUUUACACAAACCUAAUAAGGGCAGGUUUACCAACUUUUAAUACAUUCGGUAAAGCUAUUAUUGGAGUUUUGGAUCAUUUUAAAUGGUCGAAGGUAUCUCUAUUAGUCAGAGAUAGCGCACUAUGCGGUUAUGGCGUAAAAUCCUUGGAAAGUAUUCUACGGGAGAGAAGAGACUUGAUUCUCGUCGAGAAAAUAUCUGUACUAUCAAGUGAUACUGCAGAUGAUAUUGAAACGUUUUUGAGAAGGAUAAAACAAAGAGCUAGAAUUAUCAUUAUUUGUCUAUCUCAAGGACAAAUGAGAACUUCGAUGGAAAAAGCUAGGAUCUUAGGUAUGACAGCGGAUAAAUAUGUAUUUCUCUACUAUGAUCGUACGUCGAGUAGUUUUACGACAACUCCUUGGGGAAAUAUCACAGGAAGAGAUAAUCAAAAGGAAUUAAAAGAUAAUUUUGUUUCUUUUGUUCAAAUUACCACUCGCGAUUUAUCUGGACCAGAAGUUGAUCAUUUCAGAACAGAGGUUCCCAAAUUGUCGGCUCAAUCACCAUUUUAUGAAACGUUGUACUUAAAUAAUAGUUGGAGAGCGAUUAAAAAUAGUAUUUUCGGCUAUGACGUUGCUUAUACUCUUUGCCACGUGCUUAACGAAACUAUCGCAUUGGGAGAGAGUUAUCGAGAUAUCGACUGGAUGAUGAAAGUGUCAAGCAACAAAGUAUUUUCUACAAGAUUCGGAAGCUUGGCAAUGGAUUCUCAAGGCGAUCGUAUACCCGAUUACACAUUUUGGUACUAUGUAAGUGGUGAUGAUGAGUAUAAGCCAAUAAUGGACAUUAUACUAACAACUAGCAAUGGAAAAUCAGUUCGAAUUGUAGAACAACAGAAAAUACUUUGGCCUACAAAAGAUAAUAUUCCCCCUCUUGAUGCUCCCAAAUGCGGUUUUCGGAAUGAAUUUUGUCCACCAGAAUCAACCAAUAACAUAGCAGUUUUCGUUGCAGUCGUUGCUUCCUUAAUAAUUAUAUUGGUAAUAGUUAUCAUAUCGGUUCUUAUAUAUAAAAAGAAGAAACUAGAGGCAGAACUUCAGCAGAUGCUAUGGAAAAUUGACAUAAAAGACGUUCAAAUGUCUAACCACGGAGCCUUUAGUCUCUUAAAUCUGAGUAUGAAAAGCUUCAAAUCGGAAGUGUCAGACGUUUCAAAAAUCACAAUGACGAAACAAGUCUAUACUAAAGUUGGAGUGUAUAAAAAUCUUACGGUAUCUGUCAAGACCAUUGAUUUUCCCAAAAGUUCCUUAAACUUGAAUCGUUUCAAAUUGAUGGAAUUGAAACAAAUGAAAGAAAUGAAUCAUGGCAAUAUCAACUCAUUUGUUGGGUUAUCCUUUGAGAACAAUAAGGCCCAUAUAUUGUGGACUUAUUGUUCUAAGGGAAGUCUUCAAGAUAUUCUCGAAAACGAUGAUAUUGCUCUCGAUAAUCUUUUCAAAAAGUCUUUAAUUUCUGAUCUGGCGUCAGGAAUGAAUUAUAUUCAUUCAUCUUCUUUGAAAUUUCAUGGGAAUCUGUCGAGUGGAUGUUGUUUAAUUGAUAGUCGAUGGACAUUGAAAAUCAGUUCAUUUGGCCUAUACGAUUUAAAGAAUAUUCGAUUUCAAUCAAACAUUCGGGAUAGUACAACGGGAGAAUACGAAGCUUAUAGGAAACUUUUAUGGCACGCGCCAGAAUUACUAAGGGAACAUUUGACAAAUUACACUGAACUUACUCUACCUAUGGGAAGUCAGGGGGGAGAUGUUUAUAGUUUUGGAAUUAUACUUUGGGAAAUUAUUCAUAGAGGAAUGCCAUUUUUCAAUUGCGAAUUAACUCCGAAAGAAAUUGUUGAGAAAAUUAAAGCAGAAAAUGGCGAACCUUUUCGGCCUGUAUCUCCAAAAGGAAUAGAAUUACAAGAUGAUGAAGUUAAAUUUUCAAGUUUAAUGAUUGAUUGUUGGAAUGAAAAUGCGCAUUCAAGACCACAUUGCGGUAAAAUUGCGAAAAGAGUAAAAUCAAUACUUGGUGGAAAAGGUAGCAACAUUAUGGAUGUUAUGCUACAAAGGCUUGAGAAGUAUGCUAAUAAUCUUGAGGAGAUAGUUACGUCAAGAACAAAAGAAUUGGUUGAAGAGAAGAAGAAAACUGACUCGCUGCUCUAUAGGAUGCUACCAUCGACUGUAGCAGAAAAAUUAAAGAUGGGCGAAGCAAUAGAAGCGGAAAUAUUCCAAUCGGCAACUGUAUUCUUCUCUGAUGUUGUCGGGUUUACCUCUCUUAGCUCCGAAAGUACGCCAAUGGAAAUUGUUACUUUGCUUAACGAUCUCUACAGCCUUUUUGAUGGGAUAUUGAAUCAAUACGAUGUAUAUAAAGUGGAAACGAUUGGAGACGCUUAUAUGGUUGUGUCUGGCAUUCCAAGAAAAAACGGAAACAAACACUCUAUCGAAAUUGCAAAUAUGGCAUUGGCAUUGCUUGGCAGUGUUUAUACUUUUAAGAUAAAGCAUAGACAAGAUCUUAAGCUCCAACUUCGUAUCGGAGUUCAUACGGGUUCUUGUGCAGCUGGAGUUGUUGGACUCAUAAUGCCCAGGUAUUGUCUUUUUGGAGAUACUGUAAAUACUGCAAGUAGAAUGGAGACUACAGGUGAAGCAUUUAAAAUCCAUGUAAGUACGUAUUUCAAAGAGCAUUUGGAACUGGCGGCUCCAAAUUCAUAUGAAAUGGAAAGUCGAGGAACCGUAUUUGUAAAGGGUAAAGGUGAUAUGCAAACUUUCUGGCUAAUUGAGAAGAGAGAAAAAUAA